Psammomys obesus (fat sand rat) is the source of this 1260-nucleotide messenger RNA. RefSeq names its product serpin family A member 9 (gene Serpina9). Gene Ontology annotation, molecular function: serine-type endopeptidase inhibitor activity. Bases 1 to 1260 code for a protein of 419 amino acids. Gene Ontology annotation, biological process: negative regulation of endopeptidase activity. The transcript has 4 exons. The record is from RefSeq and is a predicted model, not a curated record. Lineage: Eukaryota; Metazoa; Chordata; Mammalia; Rodentia; Muridae.
AUGGGCUCUUGCUUUUACCGAGUUCUCCUGUUGGCUGGCUUCUGUGCCCCAAUCUUCUGCAUGUGGGCAUCCAAUCCCCGCAACAGAGAGUCUCCCCAGCCUCCCGGCAUGAAGGGCAACCCAGCCUCCCAGGUGUCUCCCAGCAACACCAAGUUCGCCUUCUUUCUGUACCAGAGGCUGGCUCAGGAAAGCCCAGGUCAGAAUGUCCUUUUUUCUCCUGUGAGUAUCUCAACUUCCCUAGCCAUGCUGUCCCUGGGAGCCCGCUCAGCCACCAAGAUGCAAAUCCUCCGGAGCCUUGGCUUCAACCUCUCACACGUGCCGGAGUCCACCAUCCACCUGGGCUUUGAGCAACUGGUCCGCUCGCUGAAUGUGUGCCACAAAGACCGGGACUUGAGGAUGGGCAGUGUCCUCUUCAUCAGGAAGGAGCUGCAGCUACAGGCCACUUUUCUGGACAGGGCCAAGAGGCUUUAUGGAACAAAAGUCUUUUCUGAAGACUUCUCAAACACUGUCACUGCUCAGGCCAGGAUCAACAGUUAUGUGGAGAAGGAGACCAGAGGGAAGGUGGUAGAUGUCAUCCAAGAGCUUGACUCUCAGACAGCCAUGGUCCUGGUGAACCACAUCUUCUUUAAAGCCAACUGGACACAGCCCUUCAGUGCUGCAAACACAAACAAGAGCUUCCCGUUCCUCCUGAGCAAGGGCGGCACUGUGCGCGUCCCCAUGAUGCACCAGACGGAGUUGUUUGCUUUCGGAGUGGACAGAGAGCUGGGCUGCACCGUGCUGCAGAUGGACUACAGGGGUGAUGCCGUGGCUUUCUUCGUCCUCCCGGGCAAGGGCAGGGGCAAGAUGUGGCAGCUGGAGAAGAGUCUGUCAGCCAGGAGGCUGAGAAAGUGGAGCCUCUCCCUCCAGAAAAGGUGGAUCAAAGUGUUCAUCCCCAAAUUUUCCAUUUCUGCUUCCUACAACCUGGAAAAUAUCCUCCCCAAAAUGGGGAUCCGAGAUGCCUUUAACGCAAACGCUGACUUUUCCGGGAUUACAAAGACACACUUCCUGCAGGUUUCUAAAGCUGCUCACAAGGCUGUGCUGGACGUCAGUGAGGAGGGGACAGAAGCCGCAGCAGCUACCACCACCAAGCUUAUAGUCCGCUCCCGGGACAACCCUUCCUCCAUCAUCUCCUUCAACCAGCCAUUCCUGAUUCUACUUCUGGAAAAAAGUACAAAAUCUCUUCUCUUUCUAGGGAAAGUUGAAAAUCCCCAGAAGAUGUAG